UCUUCAUCUAGACGUGCUGGCCUAUGUUGCACUAAUUGCCACACAACCAAUACCACCCUCUGGAGAAGAAAUGCUGAAGGGGAGCCUGUCUGCAAUGCCUGUGGAUUGUACAUGAAGCUCCAUGGGGUACCACGACCUCUGGCCAUGAAAAAGGAAAGCAUCCAGACGAGGAAAAGGAAGCCUAAAAACAUUACCAAAGGCAAAGCCUCAACAGGAUCUACAACUUCAGCCACUAACUCCCCUUCUUCCAUUACCAACUCAGACAGCACGGUCACUUUAAAGUCAGAGCCCAGCACAACCUCCCAGUAUCCCGGACAAACCAUCGUGUCAGUGUCCCAGGCACAGAGCCAGUCAGACGAGGCACUGGCCAGCAGCCACGGCGAGUUCAAAUUUGAGCCCGAGGACUACACCUUCUCCCCCACCACCAUGGCCCCACAGCCCGGGCUGAGCGUGCCCCUCCGGCAGGACUCCUGGUGUGCCCUGGCACUUGCCUAGAAACCCUC
This is a messenger RNA of Acanthisitta chloris (rifleman), 503 nucleotides long. Its product is annotated as transcription factor GATA-5. Gene Ontology annotation, biological process: cell fate commitment; negative regulation of transcription by RNA polymerase II; positive regulation of transcription by RNA polymerase II. The annotation marks the transcript as partial. Gene Ontology annotation, molecular function: zinc ion binding; RNA polymerase II cis-regulatory region sequence-specific DNA binding; DNA-binding transcription factor activity, RNA polymerase II-specific. The record is from RefSeq and is a predicted model, not a curated record. The transcript has 4 exons. Lineage: Eukaryota; Metazoa; Chordata; Aves; Passeriformes; Acanthisittidae.